GAUACAUGUACCAUUAUUAAAAAGAAAACAGAAGACCAAAUUAAUUAGAAAUUAAUAGUAAAACCCCUAGCAGAUUAUAAACUACUCGACUUUUGAGAGUUCAUUCACCUAGUACAUCCUAAAGUCCAUUUAGAAAUAUCAAUAAUAAAAUAAAUUUUGUUAUGCCUUCUACAACUAUGCCAAAGUCACCAACUUCAUAAAUAACGUAUUUUAAAAGAAAGAAAAGUAAAUAAGAUGAUCUACUUGAUGAAACUAUAAGUAAACUUAGUUUUUUAGAAUAAAAAAUUGCUAAUAUAAUGGAAAAAAAUGUCUAAUUAAGAUCUCAACUGAAAAAAACAGAAACAGAUUCAGUAGAAUCAAUUUCAUACUACUUAAGCGGGCCAACAAAAUCUAAUAAGUAAUCAAAUUGUAUUAGUUAACAUACAUUGCAAUCUUAUGUAAGCUCUGUUAAAAAUACAAUUCAGACUACACAUUCUCCUAUUAAUAGUUCAAGAAUUCAAUAUAAGAUGAAUAAUCAUCAUAGAACUUCAAGUAAAACUCCAUCUAUUGGAAAAUUCAAGAAAUCAAACAUAACAAUUAGAGAAGAUAUUUAGAAUGGAAGAGGAAGAAAAGUAUAUGAAAAUGGUUUUGUUUAUGAGGGUGACUGGCUAAAUGGGAUGAGGCAUGGUAAUGGAACUUUAAAAGAUUUUAAUUUGGAUAUUGUUUAUUAGGGUUAAUGGUUAAAUGAUUAAUUUUCAGGUAGAGGAAGGUUUGUUAACUCGGAUUAUUAAGAAGAUUCAUACAAAUUAUUAAAUUUUAAAUAGUUUAAAUUAGUUUAACAUUAAUUUACUUCCUAUGAAGGAGAAUUUCGAAAUGGAUAAUUUCAUGGUCAAGGUGUAAUGAUUUUUAACUGUGGAGGAGAAGAAUUAAAGUUUGUAGGAGGAUUUGCUUAGGAUGGAUUUCAUGGAGUAGGUACGUUGUAUUAAGAGGAGAAAGUAAUACUAUAAGGGAAAUGGAUUUAUGGAUGUUUCGUUUGA
This is a messenger RNA of Paramecium sonneborni, 1016 nucleotides long. The record is from the annotation of a GenBank genome assembly. NCBI's taxonomy places the organism in Eukaryota, Ciliophora, Oligohymenophorea, Peniculida, Parameciidae.